Messenger RNA from Lodderomyces elongisporus, 603 nucleotides. RefSeq lists its product as uncharacterized. Lineage: Eukaryota; Fungi; Ascomycota; Pichiomycetes; Serinales; Debaryomycetaceae. The record is from RefSeq and is a predicted model, not a curated record. Gene Ontology annotation, biological process: late endosome to vacuole transport; endosome transport via multivesicular body sorting pathway; protein transport. Gene Ontology annotation, cellular component: ESCRT III complex; multivesicular body. Bases 1 to 603 code for a protein of 200 amino acids. The transcript has a single exon.
AUGGCUGGACUAGAACAAUCACUCUUUCAACUUAAGUUUACUGCAAAGCAACUCAACAGACAAGCUACAAAAGCUGCAAAAGAGGAAACUUCGGAACGAGCCAAGGUUAAAAAGGCACUUAGUCAGGGUAACAACGAUAUUGCCCAACUUUAUGCACAAAACGCCAUCCGCAAAGCUAACGAGCGAGUCAAUCUACUCCGGCUCAGUUCGCGGAUUGAUGCAGUGGCGCUGCGUGUGCAAACUGCAGUGACAAUGAGGUCAGUCACUGGUAACAUGACUCAAGUCAUUAGGGGUAUGGACAAGGCCAUGCAAUCAAUGAACCUUGAAAGGAUAAGUAUGGUGAUGGACAAGUUUGAGACCCAAUUUGAGGAUUUGGACUCGGCAACCAACUACUACGAGACUACAACAAACAAUGUUAGUGCACUUACAACGCCACAAGAUCAAGUUGAUGAGUUGUUGAACCAAGUUGCUGAUGAAGCGGGAAUUGAGAUGAAGCAAGGCUUGAAUGCCGCGAGUGUUGAUGUGCUGACACCAGUGCCGAAUGCCGUUUCUGAAGAAAAAGAAGAUAAAUUGGCUGAAAGGUUGAGAGCAUUAAGGAAUUGA